AAUAUCAUAAUAAAACCUGCAACUGCAUAAUAAAGAAAAGAAAAGAAAAACAAACCAAAACCUCAACGACACAGCACGAAAAUAAAAAAAAAAAAACAGAAAAUAAAAAGUUAAAAAAAAAUUCAACGAAAAACGCAAUAAAAUGUCGGAAGAAGUCGAUCGCAAUGACCCCGAGUUGAAAUAUCUCUCGGUGGAGCGCAAUCAAUUCAAUGAUCCGGCCACACAGGCCGAAUGGACACAGAAGCGUCUGGUUUGGGUUCCCCACGAGAAUCAGGGCUUCGUGGCCGCCAGUAUUAAGCGCGAACAUGGCGACGAGGUGGAGGUGGAAUUGGCCGAGACCGGCAAGCGUGUCAUGAUCCUACGCGAUGACAUACAGAAGAUGAAUCCGCCAAAGUUCGACAAAGUCGAGGAUAUGGCCGAGCUGACGUGCCUCAAUGAGGCAUCUGUGUUGCACAACAUCAAAGACAGAUAUUACUCUGGAUUGAUCUAUACAUAUUCCGGUCUCUUCUGCGUUGUGGUCAAUCCCUACAAGAAAUUGCCCAUCUAUACCGAAAAGAUAAUGGAACGGUAUAAGGGCAUAAAGCGACACGAAGUGCCUCCGCAUGUAUUUGCAAUAACGGACAGUGCCUAUAGAAACAUGUUGGGUGAUCGCGAAGACCAAUCGAUUUUGUGUACUGGCGAAUCGGGUGCUGGCAAAACGGAAAACACCAAGAAGGUCAUACAGUUUUUGGCCUAUGUGGCUGCCUCCAAGCCCAAGGGCUCUGGUGCGGUGCCGAAUCCUGCCGUGCUCAUUAGUAGUCAUCAAGAGACAUUUGCGGGUGAGCUGGAGCAACAGCUGCUGCAAGCCAAUCCCAUAUUGGAAGCCUUUGGUAAUGCCAAGACCGUCAAGAACGACAACUCAUCACGUUUCGGCAAAUUCAUCCGUAUUAACUUUGAUGCGUCUGGCUUCAUAUCGGGCGCCAACAUCGAGACGUAUCUGCUGGAGAAGUCGCGUGCCAUUCGUCAAGCGAAGGACGAACGAACAUUCCAUAUAUUCUAUCAGCUGCUUGCCGGCGCAUCGCCGGAGCAGCGUGAGAAAUUCAUACUCGAUGACAUCAAAUCGUAUCCAUUCCUCUCAAACGGCACUCUCCCGGUGCCCGGCGUCGAUGACUAUGCCGAAUUCCAGGCCACCGUCAAAUCGAUGAACAUUAUGGGCAUGACCUCUGAGGAUUUCAAUUCCAUCUUUCGCAUUGUCAGCGCCGUGCUGCUGUUUGGCAGCAUGAAAUUCCGUCAGGAGCGCAACAAUGAUCAGGCCACGUUGCCCGACAACACCGUGGCCCAAAAGAUUGCACAUCUGCUCGGCCUCAGUGUGACGGACAUGACACGUGCCUUCCUCACGCCACGCAUCAAGGUUGGCCGCGAUUUUGUGACCAAGGCACAGACCAAGGAGCAGGUUGAGUUUGCCGUCGAAGCCAUUGCGAAGGCGUGCUACGAACGCAUGUUCAAGUGGCUGGUGAAUCGCAUCAAUCGCUCUCUGGAUCGCACCAAGCGUCAGGGCGCCUCCUUCAUUGGCAUACUCGAUAUGGCAGGUUUCGAAAUCUUCGAACUCAACUCUUUCGAACAGUUGUGCAUCAACUACACGAACGAGAAGCUACAGCAGCUCUUCAAUCACACCAUGUUCAUCCUGGAGCAGGAGGAAUAUCAACGCGAGGGUAUCGAAUGGAAGUUUAUUGAUUUCGGCUUGGAUUUGCAGCCCACUAUCGAUCUGAUUGAUAAACCCGGCGGUAUUAUGGCGCUGCUCGAUGAGGAGUGUUGGUUCCCCAAGGCCACCGACAAGACAUUUGUCGAUAAGCUCGUCUCGGCGCAUUCAAUGCAUCCGAAAUUCAUGAAAACCGAUUUCCGUGGCGUCGCCGAUUUCGCGAUUGUGCAUUACGCUGGACGUGUGGAUUAUUCGGCGGCCAAGUGGCUGAUGAAGAACAUGGAUCCGUUGAAUGAGAACAUUGUGUCGCUGUUGCAGGCGUCGCAGGAUCCGUUUGUCGUGAACAUCUGGAAGGAUGCGGAAAUUGUCGGCAUGGCACAGCAGGCGCUAACCGAUACCCAGUUUGGGGCGCGCACGCGCAAGGGAAUGUUCCGCACCGUGUCGCAUCUGUACAAGGAGCAGCUGGCCAAAUUGAUGGACACGCUGCGGAAUACGAAUCCAAAUUUUGUGCGCUGUAUCAUACCGAAUCAUGAGAAGCGCGCUGGCAAGAUUGACGCGCCCCUCGUGCUCGAUCAGUUGCGUUGCAACGGCGUCCUCGAGGGUAUACGCAUCUGUCGCCAGGGCUUCCCCAAUCGCAUACCCUUCCAGGAGUUCAGACAGCGCUACGAGCUGCUCACCCCCAACGUCAUACCCAAGGGCUUCAUGGACGGCAAGAAGGCCUGCGAAAAGAUGAUCCAAGCCCUCGAACUCGACUCGAAUCUGUAUCGCGUCGGCCAGUCGAAGAUCUUCUUCCGUGCCGGAGUGUUGGCCCAUCUCGAGGAGGAGCGUGACUUUAAGAUUUCGGAUUUGAUUGUCAAUUUCCAGGCAUUCUGUCGCGGUUUCCUCGCUCGUCGCAACUACCAGAAGCGUCUGCAGCAAUUGAACGCCAUUCGCAUCAUUCAGCGGAAUUGCGCUGCGUACUUGAAGCUGCGCAACUGGCAGUGGUGGCGUCUGUACACCAAGGUGAAGCCUCUGCUCGAGGUCACCAAGCAGGAGGAGAAGCUCGUCCAGAAGGAGGAUGAGCUGAAGCAGGUGCGCGAGAAGCUCGACACGCUGGCCAAGAACACGCAGGAAUAUGAGCGCAAAUAUCAGCAGGCGCUGGUCGAGAAGACCACGCUCGCCGAGCAGCUCCAAGCCGAGAUUGAGCUGUGCGCCGAGGCCGAAGAGUCGCGUUCACGUCUCAUGGCCCGCAAACAGGAGCUGGAGGAUAUGAUGCAGGAGCUGGAGACCCGCAUCGAAGAGGAGGAAGAGCGUGUGCUUGCCUUGGGCGGUGAGAAGAAGAAACUGGAACUGCACAUUCAAGAUUUGGAGGAACAGCUCGAGGAGGAGGAAGCGGCUCGCCAGAAACUGCAGCUCGAAAAGGUGCAACUCGAUGCCAAGAUCAAGAAACACGAGGAAGAUCUGGCGCAAACCGAUGAUCAGAACCAGAAGCUGCUCAAGGAGAAAAAGCUGCUGGAAGAGCGUGCCAAUGAUCUGUCCCAAACCCUCGCCGAAGAGGAGGAGAAGGCCAAGCAUUUGGCUAAGCUGAAGGCUAAGCAUGAGGCAACCAUUGCUGAGUUGGAGGAACGCAUGCACAAGGAUCAACAACAGCGUCAGGAAUCAGAUCGCACCAAGCGCAAGAUUGAAACCGAGGUGGCGGAUCUCAAGGAGCAGCUGAACGAGCGUCGCGUCCAGGUGGAGGAGAUGCAAACGCAGCUGGCCAAGCGUGAAGAGGAGCUCACUCAAACCUUGAUGCGCAUCGACGAGGAGUCGGCCACGAAAGCCACCGCACAGAAGGCACAGCGUGAGCUGGAGUCGCAGCUGGCCGAGAUUCAAGAGGAUCUCGAGGCAGAGAAGGUGGCGCGCAGCAAGGCCGAGAAACUGCGACGCGAUCUCAGCGAGGAACUGGAAGCGUUGAAGAACGAGCUGCUCGACUCGCUGGACACCACAGCAGCCCAACAAGAGCUGCGCUCCAAGCGCGAACAGGAGCUGGCCAUGCUGAAGAAAUCUCUCGAGGAAGAGGGCGUCAAUCACGAAGGUGUUCUCGCUGAUAUGCGUCACAAGCAUGCCCAGGAGCUGAACGGCAUCAACGAUCAGCUGGAGAAUCUGCGCAAAGCCAAAUCCGUGCUGGAGAAGGCCAAGGGCACGCUCGAGGCCGAGAAUGCGGAUCUGGCCACCGAGUUGCGCAGCGUGAACAGCUCCCGUCAGGAGAACGAUCGCAGACGCAAGCAGGCUGAAUCUCAGAUAGCCGAGCUGCAAGUGAAACUCGCCGAGAUUGAGCGUGCACGCUCCGAGCUGCAAGAGAAAUGCACCAAGCUGCAACAGGAGGCGGAGAACAUUACCAAUCAGCUCGAGGAGGCCGAACUCAAGGCAUCAGCGGCUGUCAAGUCGGCAAGCAACAUGGAAUCGCAGCUGACGGAGGCGCAACAGUUGCUCGAAGAGGAAACCCGCCAGAAACUGGGACUCAGCUCGAAGCUGCGUCAAAUCGAAUCGGAGAAAGAAGCGCUGCAGGAACAGCUCGAGGAGGAUGAGGAGGCGAAGCGCAACUUUGAGCGCAAGCUGGCCGAGCUUACAACUCAAAUGCAGGAGAUUAAGAAGAAGGCCGAGGAGGAUGCCGAUCUGGCCAAGGAACUCGAAGAGGGCAAGAAGCGACUCAACAAGGAUAUCGAGGCGCUGGAGCGACAGGUCAAGGAGCUGAUGGCGCAAAACGAUCGCCUGGACAAGAGCAAAAAGAAGAUCCAAUCGGAGCUGGAGGAUGCGACCAUUGAGCUGGAAGCACAGCGCACCAAGGUGCUCGAACUAGAAAAGAAGCAGAAGAACUUCGACAAGAUUCUCGCCGAGGAGAAAGCCAUAUCCGAGCAGAUCGCCCAGGAGCGCGACACCGCCGAGCGUGAGGCACGCGAAAAGGAAACCAAGGUGCUCUCGGUCUCCCGUGAACUGGAUGAGGCCUACGACAAAAUUGAGGAUCUCGAAACGAAGCGCAAGCAACUGCAAAACGAACUCGACGAUCUGGCCAACAGCCAAGGCACCGCCGACAAGAAUGUCCAUGAGCUCGAAAAGGCGAAACGCGCCCUCGAAUCACAGCUGGCCGAGCUGAAAGCACAAAACGAGGAGCUCGAGGAUGAUCUGCAGCUGACCGAAGAUGCCAAAUUGCGACUGGAGGUCAACAUGCAGGCGCUCCGCUCCCAAUUCGAACGUGACCUGCAGGCCAAGGAGGAGGGCGCCGAGGAGAAGCGACGCGGUCUCGUCAAGCAGCUGCGCGAUCUGGAAGCCGAACUCGACGAGGAGCGCAAGCAGAGGACUGCAGCGGUUGCAGCCAAGAAGAAACUCGAAGGUGAUCUCAAGGAGAUUGAAACCACAAUGGAGAUGCAUAACAAGGUGAAAGAGGAUGCGCUGAAGCAUGCGAAGAAACUGCAAGCACAAGUCAAGGAUGCGUUGCGCGACGCCGAGGAGGCCAAGGCCGCCAAGGAGGAGUUGCAGGCGCAGAGCAAAGAGGCCGAUCGCAAGGUCAAGGCCCUGGAGGCGGAAGUAUUACAGCUGACCGAGGACUUGGCCAGCUCCGAGCGUGCUCGCCGCUUGGCGGAAACGGAUCGCGAUGAACUCGCCGAGGAGAUUGCCAACAAUGCCAGCAAGGGUUCGUUGAUGAUCGACGAGAAGCGUCGCCUGGAGGCGCGCAUUGCCACACUCGAGGAGGAACUGGAGGAGGAACAAUCGAAUUCCGAAGUGCUGCUAGAUCGCAGUCGCAAGGCGCAGCUGCAAAUCGAACAGUUGACCACAGAGUUGGCCAACGAAAAGUCCAAUUCGCAAAAGAACGAGAAUGCGCGUGCGCUGCUCGAGCGACAGAACAAGGAGCUGAAGGCGAAACUCGCUGAAAUUGAGACGGCGCAACGCACCAAGGUGAAGGCAACGAUUGCCACGCUCGAGGCGAAGAUUGUCAAUCUGGAGGAGCAGCUGGAGAACGAGGGCAAGGAGCGACUGUUGCAGCAGAAGGCCAAUCGUAAGAUGGACAAGAAGAUCAAGGAGCUCACCAUGAACAUUGAAGAUGAGCGACGACAUGUCGAUCAGCAUAAGGAGCAAAUGGAUAAACUGAAUAGCCGCAUUAAGCUGCUCAAGCGCAAUCUGGAUGAAACCGAGGAGGAGCUGCAAAAGGAGAAGACUCAAAAGCGCAAAUAUCAACGCGAAUGCGAAGAUAUGAUCGAAUCGCAGGAGGCCAUGAACCGUGAGAUUAACUCACUCAAAACGAAAUUGCGACGCACCGGCGGCAUGGGCCUCAGCUCCUCCAGACUCACUGGCACACCAUCGGCCAAGCGCGGAGGCGGCGGUGGCGGCGGCGACGACAGCUCAUCGGUGCAGGAUGAAUCAUUAGAUGGCGAAGAUUCUGGCAAUUGACGCGUUAAUUAUUAAAGCAACCAACAACAACAAAAAGGAUGAAAAACCAGCAACAACAAAAAAAAACAAGAAAAUAAACGAUUAUAUUUUAAUGUUUCUUUUAUAUAAUUUCUCUGUUAUUUUUUAUAUAAACUAUUAUACUUAAUUAAAAACUUAAAAACAAAACGCAAAACAAAAUAAUAAUUAUACAUACAUAAAAACAAAACUACAACCAAUACGCGUAUUAACUUUUCCAACUCAAAUUCAAUUUCCCUCCCUCCACAACAAACAUCAAACCAAUCAUGCAAUAUACAAACACAAUCGAUUCUCGAAUCGAAGUACAUUAAUAAAUACAUGCAUUUAAUAACUAAAAGGUUUAUAAAACAAUCAAAUGUUGAACAAACAACUAAUAUACGAAUUUCGUUUUGUUUAGAAACAAUAAAUAUUUGCUAUAACAAAUUUCA
Molecule: messenger RNA, 6528 nt
Organism: Drosophila albomicans
Lineage: Eukaryota; Metazoa; Arthropoda; Insecta; Diptera; Drosophilidae
Gene: zip
Product: myosin heavy chain, non-muscle
Exons: 12
Coding region: 143-6085 (1980 amino acids)
Cellular component (GO): myosin complex
Molecular function (GO): ATP binding; actin filament binding; cytoskeletal motor activity
Source: RefSeq, a predicted model, not a curated record